This is a messenger RNA of Saprolegnia parasitica CBS 223.65, 19644 nucleotides long. RefSeq lists its product as hypothetical. NCBI's taxonomy places the organism in Eukaryota, Oomycota, Saprolegniomycetes, Saprolegniales, Saprolegniaceae. The coding region runs from base 1 to 19644 and encodes 6547 amino acids. Gene Ontology annotation, cellular component: membrane. Gene Ontology annotation, biological process: cell communication. The record is from RefSeq and is a predicted model, not a curated record. The transcript is spliced from 48 exons. Gene Ontology annotation, molecular function: protein binding.
AUGGCCCGACUCGCGCACGUCGCGGCCGCCGUGCUUGCGUUCAGCGCUUCGUCGUCCUACUACUCGUACGCUGGCAGCGGCUCCACGUACGAAGGCGACGUGAUCACGGCGCCGGGGGCCUACGCGCUGCCGUCGCAGUACGCCAACGCGACGCCCAUGGCACUUCUCGACGUCGGCGGCGGCCACAUGACCUUUCAUUGGUUUACGCCGGCGACGAUCGACUCGAUGUACCUCGUGUACGUCAAUGGGUCGCUCACGGGGCAUGCGUUCGGUAUCACAAACGACUACACGCUCGAAGGCCUUGUCUGCGACACGACGUACGUCGUGGUCGUUGUCGAUGUAGUGAACGCCAACUUGGUCAACGUCCUCUUGGCCGCGACGACGGUAGCGACGGCACCGGCGACGCCACCAUCCCCCGUCGCGGUGCAUGUCGACAGCGGGUACGUCAACAUUAGUAUUCGGUACCCCAAGGACACGGGUGGGCGUCCGAUCGAAUCGAUGGUGGAAAUCAUCGCCGACGCCGUCGACCGCGAUCCGUUCGUGCCCGUGUUUACGCAAUUUGGGCCGCAAUCUGCGACUUUGUACAAGUUGGUUGCCAACACCGAGUACUUUAUCUCGGUGCGCUUGAAAACACCGGACGUCACGUACCCGAGCUUGUGCCCGAUGCCGGUGCUUGUGGCCGCCACCGCGGGUCUCGUGCAACUGCGCUUAACGCCGCCGCUCGACACGGGCGGAUCGGAUAUCUUUGGCUACCAUAUCUACGUCGGCGUCAACGGUACCAUGGUGAACGCCGCGUUUACGUCGACGACUGAGGCUUAUCUGUACGAAUCGGCACCGGGCGAAGCGUGGGUGCCAGAGAUAACGUACGAUAUUCAAGUCAUCGCGAUGAACGAGCUCGCGCUCUGUCCGAGUGACAACGCGGCACGGAGGAGUGACGCGCUUCGCGUCACGAUCCCGCCCGCUCAAGUGCCCAGCAGUCGGUACCUCGACGCGUAUCUUGUGUCGGCCGAGGCAUCCCGCCUCACGCUGCAAGGCGCGACGCCUCUCGGCGUGUACGUCACAACCUCGGCCCCCGUCGGCGGCGCCACCACGGUGUUUUUCCCGACGACCGGUGCCGUCGUGGCCACGAUCGCCGGGCUCAACGCAUCGACGACGUAUGCGGUUGCUCUGCAACUGCUAACGAGCCUCGGCAACACAACCGAGCGCAGCAAUGUGCUCCAGGCCACGACCGGGUUGCCGGCGACGCCGGCGCAAACAACAAUUCUGAACGUCACGGCAAGCACGGCGACGGUUGCCUGGGUGUAUGCCAGUGAUACCGGUGGCGGGGCCCUCACUGAAUACCAAGUACAAGUGAAUGCGAGCCGCACGUCGGUAUCGCCAACGUGGCUGCCGCUUCCACCUAGUCCCGUGGCGACGAUUUCGGGUCUGGCGGCCAACACAACGUACCGAGUGGCGAUCCAGGUUCGAAACAUCUUUGGGUUGGUGUCACCUGCAGCGUUUGUGUUUUUGACGACGGCGAACGCGACCGUACCCGGACCUCCGUCCGGCAUUGCAAUUGCGUCCAUCUCGAGCACCGCCCUUCAGCUCACAUGGCGUCCACCCGAGGACACGGGGGGUCGCAGUGACGCGCUGAUAUACACCGCAACCGUACUAACGAACGACAACGUUAUUGGCUCGUGCAACAGCAACUCGCUGCACUGCACCUUGUACGAGCUUCAGCCGUCGACGUACUUUACCGUAACCGUGGUGGCCUCGAAUGCAUUCGGUGCUGGUGCGGCGUCGGCGCCCAUUACUGUGCUCACGAGUGCGGUGACGCCACCGAGCGCCGUGCUCAACCUCACCACCACCGUCGAGUCAGGCGGCGUCAUCACCGUGGUCUGGAAUAUUCCCUUGGACUCGGGCGACGGUUCAACGACGCUUCAGUACACGGUUGCACGCAACGGCGUGGUCGUCGGCUCCGUGUCGGGCGCGACGACCUAUACCGACUGCGGCGGCAUUCGCGCCGGGGCCACGUACGAGUACGCGGUAAUGGCUCUCAACUCUGUGGGCGCGGGACCCUCCGCAUCGACGACGACAGUGGCGUCGGUGAUGCAGCCACCGAUGACGCCAUCGGUAUCCUGGACCCGCGCCCAGGCAACGGGGCUAACUUUCGCGUUUGCGCUGUCUUGCGACACUGGCGGCACCAACGUCUUGUGGAACCAUGCUAUCUGGUAUCCUCUCGGCGCGCCGAUGCCGUUGUCGCCGAUGCUCGCGAUCCCAUCGACGGCGUCAAGCUUUGCCAUCGCAGGUCUCACACCAUCAGUGACGUACACUGUCGUCGUCUGGACGAGCAACUACGCCGGGAAAAGCAAUCUCACGAUGGUAACGGCAACCACGACGACGGGACUGCCGGGGCUUCCGAGUGUUGCCCUCCUCACUGCGUCCUCGUACACGCUGAGCCUCUCUCUAUGGCCCCCGACCAACUUUACCGAAGACGUGUGGCAGUUUCAAGCGACCUUGUCGCUCGCGGGUCGUGUCGUCCGCAAUACGACGGUGCAAGGAUCAGCGGCCAGCACGACCGUGUGGUCGCUCAGCAACCUCGACGCUGCGACGACGUACGACGUGGCGCUGCAGGUGGUCACGCCCCAAGGCGUCAGCCCCGUGGCGACAGCUCAGUAUGCAACGCUACUCGACCUGCCAGGCGUGGCCUCGUUUACGAUGCCGGCGGUCUUCUUGACGGACGGCAGCAACAGCACGACCCUGACGCUCGAGCGACUGUACGGGGCCCGCGGGCAACUCGUUGUGCCGCUCACGGUGGCAACCGCACCUGCUGGACGGUACCUCGUGUGCAAUUCGACAGGCUCGGCCACGAUGUGCACGUUUUCGGCCACGGCCGCGACGACACCGUCGAUCACGUUUGGCGCUGGGAACGUGACGCAUACUUUGACGCUGGAGACGUGGAACAGUCUCGUGGUCACCGACGUACCGCACUUGAUCAACAUUACGCUGCCGCCCGCUGCGAAUGCAUCGACGACAGCGACCGUGUACCUCUACGGGUCCCCAGGAUCGAUCCAAGCGCCGGCCACCGUCGUUCUGUACGAAAACGUGUCGACUGCGUCGAUCGUUUUGACUCGUGUCGGCGGCGUGAGUGGCUUCCUCAAUGCUACGGUAGCUCCCGUCAAUGGCACUGCGACGGUUGGGGUCGACGUCGGCGCACCACCAACGUCGGUGAACCUUGCCCCAGGUCAAACCACGGGUGUGAUUUCUCUGACCAACAUCACGCGAAGUCUACAGUACAACCCCAACGGACGAAAGCUCCAACUUGCGCUGCGCCAGGUGCCGGUAGGCAACGUGCCACCAGCGCCUGCCAUCGUCGUCAAUAUUUUUAUAUUUGACGACCCGAGCGUCGUCAAAGUGCCGAUGCUGUGUGGCACGGUGGUGUUGACGCAAGCCACAGGCACGACGCUGACGCUGCAGUGGUUGCCGCCUGCAGCCGGCGUCACGCCCACGAGCGUCUACCGUAUCUUUGUCGCUGGCAUAGUGGGCACCGCUGUUCAGUCGCCGACCAUUCUCACGUCUUCGAGGCCGGGGGUUGUCGUGUACAACUUAGCGCCGUCGUCCAACUACGUAGUGCAGGUGGCACUGGCCAACGCGGCAGGCGCCGGACCGGCAACACCGGCGCAGAUGUUUUCCACAACGCCCCCGACACCGGCGAGCACGCCACAAAACGCGACUGCGGUCAACAUUGGCGGUGGUGUAGCGACGCUGACGUGGGCGCCACCCAAUGACACGGGCGGCUACGCCAUCUCGGGCUACGUCGUGUCGGCACCGAGGCUUCCGACCAUGACACUGCCCGUGACGAAGACGUACACUGCGUACAAUCUCUCGGCUCUCACAAGCUAUACGUUUGCCAUCAGCGCGGUCACGGCGCCCCACAUGCCCACGGGUAUGCCUGUGUUUGUACAUGUCAUGACGACAGCGAUGGAAUUGCCGUCGACGCCACCCCCACCGAUCUAUCGCAACGCCACGGGCGGUGCGCUGUCGUUCGCAUUGAUUUUGCCGCUAAACAUGGGCGGCGGCCCUGUUCUCGACGCUUCGCUAUAUUUGACGUCGGGCGGUGCGUCGCCGGUGCGCGCGUGCUCGGGUCUCCAGCUCUCGUGCACAGUGUACGGUUUGGCGUUCAAUACCGCAUAUACCGUCUACACAGUGGUGACAAACGCUCAGGGCCCGAGCCUGCCGAGCAGCUCCCAGAUGGUAUCGACGGCUCCGAUCAUGUCCUUGCCGAGUGCGCCGGCGACACCCGUGCUUGUCCGGGUGUCGGGCGGCACUGUCUGGCUCAGUUGGACGCCGCCAAGUGACUUUGGCGGCACGCCGCUGCUUACGGGGUAUCAAGUGCUCAUGCGCGCCAACAUCGUGUCAGUGUUUGGUAUCGUCCAGUGGACCGCGUCGACGGUCGUUGCGGACGUCGCUCUGUCCAAUGCUGUCCCGCCCGUGUCCCAAAUCAACCUUACGGGCUUGACCAACGACACGCUCUACGCUUUUUCUGUCGUGGCGCUCAACCCUGUGUCGGCCUGUCGCAGCAAUGCUGCCUACAUGCCGAGUCCAGAGCUGUUGGUGCGCACACUGGACCCCACGGCACCGACGCCACCAACGUCCAUUGUCCAAGUGAGCGCAACAGGAGGCGCCGUGACGAUUGCGUGGAGUCGGCCCGCCGACAAUGGAGGCUCCCCAGUGACAAACUACACAGUUGUCCGCCUCAUCAAUUCGUCGACGGUCGUCGUGGCAGCGCUUCCAGCGACGCUUCAAAGCUACCAGGUGGUUGGACUCGCACCGUCGACGGCAUACAUAUUUCAGGUCGCCGCCGUCAACAUCGUCGGCACGAGUGGCUAUAGCGAUUCUCUACAAGCGACAACGAGCGCACCGACACCACCGACGCCGCCACAGAGCUUGCAAGUCACAGCGAUCGGAGGCGGGCUCGUCGCGUUGGCGUGGCAGCCCCCAACGACGCUGCUUACCACAGCGUUCUUCACGGACGUCCACGGUCUCUCCAACGGCACGACGUACACGUACUCGGUGUCGGCUUUAAACGCGCAAUUUGAAGGCGGCGAAGCUGCGGUGUCGGCGUCAACGCUGGCAACACCAGACGUGCCGCAACCCCCCGUCGUAUCUGUGCUGGUUGUCACGGGCGGUAUGCUCCUGGUACAAGUGCAACCUCCGGAAAACCUUGGUGGUCAACCGCUGCGCGCGCUCUCGGUGCAAGUCGUCGCGACCACGUCGGGCGUGGUCGCGAACGUGACGACGACGGAGACCAACUCGUCGUUCUACGGUCUGAGCGCCGCGACAAGCUACGAUAUCGUUUCGAGCGUAAGCACGAGCGCCGGGUCGAGCGCGCCGUCGACGGUUCGGACGACAACACUAUCGCUGUCGGUUCCGUCCAUGCCGUUGGAACCGCAGCAGCAGGUCGUGCGUGGCGGCAGUGUAGAUCUCUGGCUCCGCCUCCCGCUCGACCGUGGCGGUGGUAGCGUCGAUAUGCAUGUAUAUCAGCUCAGCUCCACGGGCUCGCUGGUCACUCACGUCUACAAGAAUACGACGCAAGCAUUGAUGGUCACGAUCCCGGGGCUUCUUGCCGAGAGUCUGUAUCAGUUUUGGACGACCGCGAUCAAUGCCGCGGGUGAAAGCGUGCACAGUCCCGUGCUCAACGUAAUGACACCGGCCGUGUCCGCUCCGGGGCUUGUGACGGGAAUUACGGCGCCAUCCAAGUCGUAUCGCACGAUUUCGCUGUCGUGGGCGGUCCCGGCGGACACGGGCGGUGACGUCGGUGGGAUUCUCGGCUACAACGUUACUGUCUCGUCGGACGCUGGUCUGCUACAAAGCCUCUCGACGUCGACGCCUUCGAUUCGGAUUGACGGUCUCGUUGCAGCCACGACCUUUACAACUGACGACGCCAACCCGGGCGCGCUCCAGAUGGCGUCCGUCACGAUAUCGGUGCGGGAAGACCAGGGUACGGUCACGAUAACGGUGCUUCGGACGAACGGGGCAGCUGGUGACGUCAGCUGCAACGUGACCGUGACGCCAGUCACGGCGCUUCUCGACAUCGACUUUGCUCUGCCGAGCACGACGUCCGUCGAGUUUCCCGACGGCAUCACGUCCCAGUCGUUCUCGGUUCCGAUCUUCCACAACACGGUGUACAACGACCUCGCCAGCUUUAUGGUGACGCUCACAGACAUGACUUCGGCGACGGGCAGCAUCGGCGCGAAUGCAUCGUGCACCGUAUACCUUCUCGACGCGGGAGACGACGGCGAGGUCGCCUUUCUGUCGUCAGUCUAUACGCUCAACGAAAAUGCCACCAACUUUGAGCUGGCGCUCGUGCGCACCGGUGGCUUUAGCCGCGCCGUCACCGUCACCGCUUCGGUCCUCGGCGACCCGAUGGUAUCGUUCGGGACACCGACGGUCGUUUUUGAAGAUGGUCAGACGUCUGCGAUGCUCGUGGUGCGAGGGAUUCCCAACGACAUCUACGAUAUGCCGUACCGAGAGACUACUAUCCAACUGCAGAUCGGUGCCGGCAGCUUGGGACGACUGGGGUCGCUCGCAGUGGCCUCGUUGCGGCUGCUGGACGAAGGCGACGUCUCGGGUGCGAACGACACGGGGCUGCCACCAGUGCUCGUGAACGCCACCGGUGGUCUCCUCACAGUCGCCGUGCAGGCUCCAUUCCACACGGGCGGUGCAAGCCAAUCCAUAUCCUACUACGCCUUGACGACGUACCAGCUACCGAGCAUGGCUAUUCUUGACGCGCAGAACCAGACGACACCGACGUUUUUCGUCGGCGGUCUGAGGGCGCAAACCUCGGGGCUCCCGAUUCAAAACUACUCGCUGUACAUCAACGUGACAAACAGUACUGUCGCGACAACAGAGACAACGACCGUGCUCACGCAGUUUAAAUCGGUCGAGGACACGAUCGUGGUGACCGGACUGACGGCGCUUACGUGGUACCAGCUGUUGUACACGGUCACCAACGCCAAUGGGACAAGCGAUCUCAGCCCGCCGAACGCGAAGAACUUUAGCGUCGGCGCCGUCGUACCAUUCCCAGCGCUCAGCACGACCAUCUGCGGGCUGACGCAAAACACAACGUAUACGUUCAAGGUCAUUGCGUACAACAGUGCUUCGUACUGCUACGGAAGCGUCGACAAGCUCGAGGCAAGUCUACCCGUGACAGCUACGACGUCGCUCGCGACACUGCCGCUGAACCAGUCGGCGCCGCUCCUUCAAGAGGCCACGGGUGGCACGUAUCUCUUGUAUCAAGUGACCUCGUCGGGACCAAUCUUACUUGCCAACACCAGCGACAAGAGUCAUGUCGCCUACGGGCUCGCUCAAAGCACAUCGUAUCAGUUUCAACUCGUGGCGCAAAAUGCCGUGGGUCUUAGUGCCCCGAGCCCUAUCGCCGUCGUCGCGACGACAUCGACGACAGCACCAACCGCACCAAGGAACCUUCGUGUCACCAACACGACGGGCGGCGCCGUAACACUUGCGUGGGAUCCAGUGCUCGACACCGGGGGGCAGCCUGUAAACGUGUAUUUUGUAUAUCGCAACGGCGCGCGCAUCGGCCAAGCCACGGCGGCACUGACCUACAUCGACGCCGGCGGCCUCACUGCGUCGACGACGUACUCGUACAUCGUCGUUGGCUUCAACGGACUUCAAUAUGGCGACCAAAGCAGCGCUUUGACGGCGACAACAUCAACGCCGACGGUGCCAUCCCCCUGCACGGCGUUCAACGUUGCGCUCUUGGGCGGCGAGGUGUCAGUCAACUGGUCGCCCGGCGCCGACACGGGAGGCGUGCCAGUGCUGAGCUACCUCGCGACGCUGAUGCUCAACAAUGCGACAAUCAAAGCCGUGGUCACGGCGACACCGACCUUCCAUGCCAACUUUCUCUUGUCGCGAACCAAUUACACCUUGUCGGUGCAGGCUGUGAAUCAAGUCGGUGCCAGUGCGAAUGCGUCCGUACCGACGCCAACGACGCAGCUCAGCGUGCCUGGGGACAUAUCGACACCGCCGGUACUCGUGUCAGCGUUCGGCGGCAACGCCACUUUCCUUAUGACAGUACCGCUCAACACGGGUGGCGGCGCGCAGCUGUCGUUUGUAUUGUACCAAGGGAAUCGAGCCGCGGCUCAAGUGAGCGCUCUCGACGGCUCGGCCAACGCAACGGCAUACGGUCUCAACGCGUCAACGGCCUACACGUUUACGUACGCUUGCUUCAACAGUCUCGGCCUCGGUGGCCGAAGCCCAUCUCUCUCGGCCACGACGCUGGUGGCGAAUGCGCCUGGGCCUAUCGCGCUCGCGCCGCGCAUCACCGCUGUGACUUCUCGCACCAUCAGUUGCGCGUGGCAAGCGCCGUUGGACACGGGGGGCUCAGUGUUGCUCGUGUACGAACUACGGGCGGUGGGUCCGUCCGGCGCGCCAAACGCCUCUGCUAUCCAGCAAGGCGCUCUCGCACUAACGCUCUCGGGCCUGCAAUAUGACACCGCCUACACGGUGCAAGCCCGCGCGUGGUCGACCAAUCAAACCGCCUCGGGGCCGUGGUCGCCCCCCGUGACCGUGUCAACAGCGUCGGGCUCGCCUGGUGUCUUCUCCCUCAACGCCUCCGCAGUGUCUGUGAUCAAGAACGCAACCGUGCUUUCCGUCGUCCUGCGGCGCGCUGUCGGCACCAUCGGUGACGUCACCGUUGCCAUCCAAGCACCCAAUACAGCGCACCUUGGGUCACAGUUUGUGCUGAACGCAAGCCGUCCAACGCAGUCGACGCUCGUCGUGGCCGUUCCCGAUGGCACGGCGUCGGUGGUUGUUCCCAUCGGCAUCCUCAAUGAUGGUAUCUAUCGCGCCGUGCCGUCGACAUUUGUGUUGCAGCUGGUCAGCGCCACGGGCGGCGCCUCGAUCGGUGCCAACAAUGCCACGAUGACUGUGACGCUGCUGGACGCAGGCAACGCCGGGAAGGUGCGCUUUGCCGCCUCCUAUUACGACGUCGCCGAUACCGUGGGCACGGUUUCAAUCCCGGUGCUGCGCUACAGCGGUGCUAGCACAUCGAUCCAGGUGUUGGCGAAAACGGCGACUAAUGAUUCCAACCCCAAUGUCGCUGCACCAGGUAUCAACUACCGCCUCCCGACGACACCGCUCGAAUUUGGCGACAACCAACUCACGCCGACGCUGCUGAACAUUACAAUUCGCAACACCAAGAUCUACAGCUAUCCGAGCCUCGGUUUACGAAAUGCGAGCUCCGCGCCCAGUGCCCCGCCGGCGCCUUCGGUCGUGAUGGUGACGGGUGGCGCUGUACAGCUGCACGUCCAGCUACCUAUCAACCGAGGCAGCGCCGUGGCCACCAUCUCAAAGUUCUCGGUGACGACGACCAACGUACUGACGCGCGUGUCAACGACCACCGUCGUGCCGUAUCUCGGCAGUCCCAGUGUCUGGAUCGGCGGUCUCCAGGCCAAUGCGACUUAUACACUCAGCCUCGCUGCCGCGCAGUCGGCGUACAUUGGCUACGGUCCGCCGAGUCCGAACGUCACCUUCACGACCGGCGCGCCGUCGCUGGCCACGGCACCGAUGAACGUAGCGGUGGCGUCGGCGACGGGCGGUGCACUCACACUGCAGUGGGAUCUGCCUCUCGACGCAGGUGGCGUUCCGAUUCUCAGCUACCGCGUGCGGUGGACCGAUGCCUCCAACGCGGUGCAGGUUGCCGAGACGGGCAACGCCGCUCGAACGUUUGCCAUCACGGGCUUGGUGGCCAGCCGAGCGUACCCCAUUCAGAUUCAGUGCUACAACGCCGUCCCGAUCGCGCUGACGCAAGGCUGGGGACCCUAUAGCGCAGUGGCGUCGUUGAGCACAACCAAUGCAUCGCUGCCAGGGACGCCGGUUCUCUCGUCAACGCCGACGGCAACCACCGGUGGUAGCAUUACCGUGACGUGGAGUCCGCCGCUGGACACGGGUGGCGCACCAAUUCUAGGCUACCACGUUUUUUUCAAGACAGCGUCCGCGUCGAGCUUUGCGCAAGCCAACGGGGCGGGGAUCGUCACCCAAACGCGCUUUGCCGUGGCUCCGCUUACCGCGUCCACCAGCUACUCGUUUUUGGUUGUCGCCGAAAACGCCGCGGGGCCGGUGCUGCUGCCGGGGGUGUUCAAUGUGAGUGCCACGGCGACAUCGGUCGCGACGUCGAUGGACUGCCGCCAAGUGCUCACCCCGGGCAAUGCAAUUCUACUCGGGCCGUCACUCUUCACCGUCGGUGGCGCCGUCACAAGCUCGUUGUUCACUGUGACGCAAGCCAACGCCUACGCGACGCAGCUUCGAGUACCAGCCUACCGAGUUGGUGCACCAAGCAAUGUUAUCACUGCCGCGACGACAUAUCCGACCAAUCCCGGUGUGGCACCCGCACCGGUGCUGACGCACGUCACGGGCGGCGCCAUGUAUGCCACUGCCUCGUCCCCUGCCGACACCGGUGGUAUUCCAGUCACGGGCUUUCAAGUUCUCUUGAUCAACAUUGCCAACGGAACCAACACCACGUUGAAUGCAUCGGCCGUCGGUACACUUGUCCGGUCAUCGCCAUCAGCGCUACAGGCGACGGCACCGAUUCGUAUUCAAAACCUCAGUCCAACGUCGCUGUACGCCGUGGCAGUUGUCGCUGUGAACGCGGUGUCUGGCUGCAGCAGCUACGCCCCAGAGUUUGGCAGUGCGACAUCCUUCACGACAACGUCCAUGUCAACGCCUGGUCCACCCGAGGACCUCGGCGUCGUCUUGGCCACCGGCGCGGGGCUUUCGAUGGUUUGGAGCCCGCCGUUUGAUACGGGUGGGGCGUCCAUCGACUCGUAUACGCUUCAGAUGCAAGACGCGCCGACAAGCAACUGGACGUCCGUGUACACCGGACCAACUCCGGCGUACCGCAUGGCCGGGCUUGAGACGUCGACGACGUCCGGCUGGCGCCUGCGCGCGACGAACGCGGUCAACACGUCGCUGUGGUCGACGCCGUGGAACUUUUCGACGACGGGACCCAGCGUCCCUGGUCCCUGCAUAGCGCCGUACAACGUCACAACGACCGGUGGCCGCCUCGAAGUUGCGUGGGCACCGCCUGCGGACAACGGCGGCGCCCCAAUUUUGUCGUAUCUCAUCGCGCACGACAACGGCGCCGGUGGACCGUUCACGUGGUUUGCAGUGUCCGACCCAUUUUACAUCGCGUACGGGCUCAGCGCUCUCACAACGUACCGGUUCAAAGUGCUGGCAAAAAACAUGAUUGGGUCUGGCGAGCAGUCGCCUAUCGCAUUCUUGACCUCGGGUCGGCUGUCGUCGCCACAGUUGCCAGCCAUGCCAACCGUCGUAGCGACCACGGGAGGUGCCGUGAGCCUCCAGCUUAGCCCACCUCUUGAUCUUGGUGGCGUCGAUCCUGCCACGCUCAUGUACAGGGUGUUUGCCAACGGCCAGAACGUCAUCAACGUCACGUACGCGCAGGUCCUUGCGAGUCAAGCAACGACGCCGUCUUCGCCAGCCACGUCUCGUCGGCUCACGGCGGCGUCGCCGUCGAGUAGUGUCGUCGUUGCGGGUCUGGAUCCGAAUACUGUGUAUCAGUUUGGUGUGGCUGUAGUGACACCGGUUGGGACGAGUGCCCCGUCUGCUCUUAACGCGGCCGUCACGCAGCUACCAACUGCUCCUAUCGCACCGGCAGUGCCUGUGCUCGUUGUUGCCUAUGGUGGCUCUCUUCAACUGUCAUGGUUGUCGCCGGUCGACGAAGGCGGCUCACCCGUGACGUCAUUUGCUCUGGUACAGCUACCCAAUACGACCGUGUGUGAGGGCUUGAUCUGGACAUGCAUCGUACCCAACCUCGCGCCCAACACGGCAUACUCGUUCUACGUCGUUGCUGCCAACGCCGUCGGAUCCUCCCCUUCGAGUCCGGUCCUUUCAACCAAGACGCUGCUCUCUGUCAAACCUACGGCGCCGCGCAACGCCGUGGUCCUUAGCGUUGCGCCCGCCGGUACGAGUGCGCUCGUCGCGUGGGAUCCACCGAUGGACCUCGGGGGCCUCGCGCUUUCCAACUACCGAGUGGCCUACACAAACGUCAACUCGGGCCUUGGCCAAACAGUCGUCGCGGGCUCGAAUCUCAAUGCGACGUUGGUGGGGUUGAGCACCGGGACGAUAUACAGUGUGACCCUGACGGCCGUCAACAUUCAACUGGACGAGAGCCCUUCCAGCUAUAGCGUGUUGCUGACGACGCCCAGCGGUAACGGCGCGCCGACUGCGCCCACGAUCGCCUGCGCAUCGUCGACGAGUCUUGGACUUGUUUGGAUGCCGGUGCAGGGCGCCGAUCGCUACGCAUUGUACCGUGGCGGCGCCUUGGUGGCGACCGUCUCGGCACCGCAUUUUACAGACGCAAGCUUGACGCCGUCGACGGCCUACUCGUACACCCUCAAAUCUGUCGACGCUCACGGCGCAGAGAGUGUCGGUGUCACCGCCUCAUUGGCGACGACGGCCACGUCCGACAAUAUCUGCACCGCCGCCUAUGGCUACGUCACGCAAAAUGCCUACGGUAACAACCAAGCGACGCAAUGGACCAUUGCGCCGUCGGUCGUAUUUGCCAAUCUUCGCCUCGAGGUGCUCCGGUUCGACACUGAGUGCGACCACGACGUCGUCCGUAUCGAGCAAUUCCCUUUCGACGGGUCGCGUGUGCUCUGGUCCGGUGGCUGCACGCGCCUUCGUUCGUUCUCCAUCUGGAGCGACGGCACGCUGCCUGUGCGUAUCACCUUGCGAUCGGAUGCUUCAGUCACAAAGUCGGGCUUUACGAUCCGGUACAUUGCCAGCACCGACGCCCCAUUGGCGACGGCCGGUACAUGCCCGACGACCGCCGGUGCCAUUUGCUCCGAGCACGGUCGUUGCAGGACGGACGGCACGUGCCGUUGCAACCUCGGGUUCACGGGGGAGGACUGCAGCAAUCGCCUCGUGUGUUGUGUCGACCCUAACGUCUGCAACAACGACAUUUGCCGGCUACCGUCGUCGCAAGUGUUGGUCGUCGAUGCCACCGCCGGCGACGACGCUCUGGGCACGGGUGCAAUGAUGAACACGUCGGAAGUCGCAGGCACCGCAGCCAAGCCGUUUGCAACGCUCGCGCGGGCACUUCAAGUCGCCACAAACGACACAACUGUGUUUGUGUACCCUGGCAACUAUGGCGCGUCGAGUUGCGGCCACGUGCUCACCGAACGCCGCGUCACGAUCACGUCCCUCCGAGGCUCGAAUGUAACCAUCUUGACGUGCACGGGCGCGUUUGGGCUCGACGUAACGCGGUGCACCCUGGCUGUGACCGGCGUGACGCUGGAGCGUGCAACGAGCGCUAGCCACGGCGCAGGACUUGCCGCGCACGGCUCGCUCAUCACGUUUACGGACGUCGUGCUCCGAAACACCACAACGAUGGGUAGUGGCGGCGGCGUCUACCUCGAUGCCCAAUCCGUCAUGACGCUCAACAACUCGAUCAUCGCCAAUGCCACCGCCCGCCUCGGCGGAGGCAUCUACGUCCGAAAUAGCCAGCUCUUUUUGGCCGGCGCUGUCAUUACGACCAACGCUGCCGGGUACGGCGCUGGCAUCUUUACCCAGGAUACCGGCAGCAUCGUCGGCGACUCGGCCAGUGUCCUCUCCCACAACACGGCGAGUGUGUGCGGUGGCGGCCUCGCGCUCAAUGGUUCGUCCUCGGACUUGGCCGCGAUCACCAACGUCCCCAUCACGGCCAAUGCAGCGGCCAAUGGCGGUGGCGCCUGUGUCCUCGGCGGGUAUGCCCAAAUCGCGUGGGCAAGAACCAUCGUGCUCGGCAACUUUGCGUCCAACAACGGUGGUGGCCUCUACUUGGCAGGUGAUUUCGUCUUUAACAGCAGCGGGUCGACCUUCUCGAGCAACCACGCCCUCGGGUACGGGGGUGGCAUGUACUUUCUGUCUGCCUCCGGAGCCAUUCUUGCCGAUGACGCACUUACCGUCGUCCAGAACCAAGCCCGCGCGGGGGGCGGGGUGUACACGGAAGACAGCAGGAUCACGCUGACCAACCUCGAGGCGGCGCUCAAUGUGGCGUCGGACAGCGGCGGUGGCAUCAUGGGCAAUGCCUCGGGGCUGCAAAUGCUCGGUGCCAACAUCGUCGGCAAUUCGGCGGCUGUCGCCGGUGGCGGCAUGCACUUUGUGCGUGCGUCGGUCGUCACCACGUCCAACGUCGUUGUGGCCGACAACCGCGCGACCGACGGCGCCGGCGUCAGUUUGGACGCGUCGGCUCUCUCGGACGCUUUUCUCGUCGGCAACACAGCGAUGCGCUACGGCGGCGGCGUUUUCUUGACAGCCGGUGCGACGCUGACCGGGUGCACCGUCCACGGAUGUUCGGCUAGCGUCAAUGGCGGCGCAAGCGGCGGCGGUGUUGCGGUUUUGAGCAGCACGCUACAGCUGGCGCUAUCGCCGAUCAUCAGCAACACGGCAGCGACGGACGGUGGCGGUCUGUUUAUUGCUAACGGAGCUGUCACCGUCAUCACGGCGUGUAUAAGCCAAGGCUACGGCGGUGGCGUGGCACUAGACGAGAGCGCGCUCCUUCCCGCAACCCCCACCGACGUCGCGCAGAUCACAGACAAUACGGCCAUUGGCGGCGGCGGCAACGGCGCAAUCACAGGAGCGUCCACGCUCGAGGCAGUCACCAUGACGACGGGGUUUGCGGCGCUCGGUGGUGCAUUGUAUGUUUCAAAUGCCACUGCGUCGCUGCAGCGUCUCACGCUGGAUCAAAACACGGCGUCGACGACCGGCGGCGGCGCUUACAUCGUGAAUGCGACCGUGUCCGUGGCCGCCACCACGGUGUCCAACAACCACAUCACCCCUGGUCUCUUGGGCGGCGGUCUCGUUCUCAUCAACGCCGACGUAUCCCACUCGUCGGUCGUCAUUGCCUCGAACACGGCGUCCAAGUUUGGCGGACUCGCCCUCGGCGGCGUAUCGCGCUUCGUCGGCGUGAGCGGCGCGUCAACCGUCACCAGCAACAACGUAUGCAUCGCGUCCGUGUGCGGCAACGGCGCCAACAUUGGUAUCCUCGAGGCUGCCAACGCGACCAUCGCGGGGGUUGACGUCUCGGGCGGUCGUAGCUUCCACGGAGGCAGUCUGUACGUUGACGUCGCGGCGCGCUCUGCCGUGUCGCAUGCUACGAUACGCUACAGCGUCGCUGUAAUUGGCGGCGCUCUGUACGCUGCCAAGCGAUCGUCCUUAUCGCUCACCGACGUGACACUGGCCCACAACAGGGCGACGCGCGGCGGCGGCGCGAUCCGCAUCGCGGGCGAAAGCAACGUCUUCCCGGAGGGCACGAGCGUUGUGACGGUCUCGAACGUAACGCUGUUCAACAACUCUGCGUCUGCGCAAGACGGUGGCGCAGUCUGGAUCACGCGCACCAACUUGACCGGGACCGCCAUGACGGCUUUCGACAACGCCGUCGGUGCGGGCAACGGCGGGGCCUUCUGCAUCGAUCUCGGUAGCAACGUCGCUCUUGACAGUAGCACCAUCUCGAAGAGUCGCAUCAACUCCAACUACAACGGCGCGGCCUUCAACAUUCAAGGUGGUAGUCAUGUCGUCCUCUCCAACUCGCUUGUGUCCGGCUCUGUGAUGGAGCCCGACAGCGUGGCCAGUCUCGGCGGCCUCUUGUACAUCAAGGACGACCUCACCAGCGUAAUCAUCGAACACUCCACGUUGCAACUCGGUUAUGCGCGCUCCGGCGGCGCCAUCUACAUCGACGGCGCGGCGCUGGCCGUCAUCAAUAGCACGGUCUCGAACUGCACCGCCACUGAGUUUGGUGGCGGUCUCUUUGUCACCAACGUCGCGGUCGUGACGAUGACAGCGUCAUUGCUUGAAAACUGCACCGCCAACUACAACGGUGGCGGGGUCAACCUCGACGGCGCGUCGCAGCUCGCACUGACAACGACCGUCGUCCGUCGAAACACGGCCCAGGACCAAGGCGGCGCCGUGUUCCUGGACAUCGGGAUCAACAACGCGCUGCGCGUCGAGUCGAGUUUGUUCGAGUUCAACCUUGCGAGCGGCCUCGGCUCGGCGCUCUUCGGGAGCCGCGACACGGCGACCACGAUCCGCAACUCGACGUUCCGCGCCAACGGCGGCGUGACCAUCUACGGCUACAACGAAGGCGGCGUCGUGUACUUUGAAACGUGCGCAGCGACGAUUUCAGCGUCGCUCUUCGAGCGCAACGUCGCCUUUACCGGCGGCGCGCUCCAAAUGUAUAGCCAGGCGACGAUCAACGUGGUUGACUGCGUCUUCCAGCACAACUUUGCCGCCACCGACGGCGGGGCCGUCGCCCAAGCCAACGGAACCCUCUUGCUGCACCAAUGUCUCUUCUUCAACAACUCGGCGCUGGCGCUCGGUGGCGCGCUCUUCCUCGCCGACGCCGCCGCCGUCGCGUGGGACAAUACGUCGAUUGUCAGCAACAGCGCGGUGCGCGGCGGCGGCGUCUACCUCGGCGAUGCGGCCUCGCUCGCCGCCACCGACGGGCUUCUUCGUAGCAACCAUGCCAAGAUGGGCGGCGGCGUCUACUCCACCGGUCAAGCGACCGUGGCUGUGGCCGGCGUCCAGAUCGUCGACAACAACGCGUCAUCAACUGGCGGCGGCUUUUACAUGAACUCGACGUCGGGCGUCUCGCACACGUCACUGGCGUGCAGUGGCAACGCGGCGGCGCUCGGAAGCGAUGUGUUCUGGCGCUACGACGAGGCGACACCGGUGUACGCCUGCGCCGGGUGCGCGUUUGCGGCAACUGCGUCGCUGGCAACGGACCCAAUGAACAUCACGACUGGGUGGUGGCCACCGAACGUCACCAGCGGCGUGCUAAUGACGACCAAUGCGUCCAACGUGGACCAAACUCUCUGGAAUCCCAACGCCUCGACGACGCCGUGGCCCACGAUAUUAACCGUCGACUACUACGGCGCCCGAAGCGUCCUCGAUGGGCAGACCACCUGCCGCUUGUACAAGGACCUGCGCGAAACGUAUGCGAUUGAUUUUACCCCCGCGGGUCAGAUCGCCGCGAGCGCUGGCUUUGUGACGUUUGCGCAGGCGCAGGUGGCGGCGACGGCCAAAUCGUCGGCGUUCCAUUUUGACGCAGCGUGCACGCUCUACAACGACCGUCAAUUGGCCAUCGACAUUUACAUUCAGGUCAACCCGUGCAACCCGGGGUACUCUCUCAACGCCGGAAAAUGCAUUCCGUGUCCCCAAGGCAGCUUUAGUUUGGACGGCAUUAGCUGCCACCCGUGUCCGAUGGGGGCCACGUGUCUCCAAUCGACCGUCGUCGGCACCGGCGUCGCGUACACCGGUGUCGACUACCCGAGUACGCAACAAGGGUUCUUUCUCAACGACGCACCGGCGUCCAAGAUGGGCGCACUCUGCGACGACGAAUCGGCCUUUGCACGUGGCGACCCGUGCCCCGGCGGUACACCGGAGACGCGCCUCGAACGCAUUCGCUCCUGCUUGAACGCGUCGACGUUCGAGUCGUACUGGCCGUCGGAGCGCAUCUUUACGUGCUCGUCGGGCUACAACUUUUACACGUGCUCCGUGGCGUCGGCGUGCAAGGCCAACGUUGGCCACGCGUUCGUUAACAGCCCGGGCGCCAAAUGCGCCGCCGGUUUCCGCAACGUGCUCUGCUCGUCGUGCGACCCGGGCUUCGAAAAGCUGGCCGACGGCUCGUGCACCGUGUGCACUCCGGAAGCGUCGAGCGCCUUUUACGGCUACUUGCUGCUACCAGUGCUCUUCGUCGCGGCCGCCAUCUCCGGGGCGUUCCUCUACCUCCGGGCAGGCACCGACAGCGUUCUCAUGGCGCAGGCCAAAGCCGCCAAGGCCGACAAGCCGUUCGCGUACAGUCUCGCUGACUCGGACGCGCCGACGUACUUGGAACGCUUCGUGCUGCGCCCGGUCUCGGAUCUCUGGAAGCGGGUGUCGCCGGGAAGGAAGCUCACGCUGCGCGCGACGCCGGCCAACCUGUUCCAGAUCAAGCGCCUGCGCCCGCCGGCCGUGAGCGUCAACCCGGAAAAGUUCAAGAUCCUCGUGAGCUUCUUCCAGAUCUUUGCGAGCUUCAAGGACACGUACGACAUCGAGUGGCCGUCCGACGUCGCGGUCUUCAUGCAGUUUUUCCUCAAGUUCAACUUCAGCUUUCUCGCGAUUCCCCACAUUGACUGCGUCUGGCGCUACAACUUUUACGUCGACUUCGAGCUCACGCUCGGGAUCACGGCGAUUCUGUUUGUGCUCUUGUACGGCGCGUAUCGCAUCGGCGUACUUCUCUACCGACGCAAGCUGCACCGCGUCCCGCGCCACUGUCCGCGCUGCGGUCUCCCAAACUUCGAUAUCAUCACCGAGACCGCGCAUGUGGCCCCCCAGCCGCUCACGCGCUUGGAGCGACUCCACCGCCUCGUGUUUGAAAAGCACGCGGCCGCGCCGCUUCUGCCGACGUACGCUGCCACGCACACGCAGUGCCCGACGACCCACGUCCUCGAGUCGGAGGCGAUCCGACGACAAGUGAUUCGGACAAACUUGCGGCUCUGGCAGGCCCGGCUCCGGCUCCGGCUCAACUUUCAAACGUACUGCAACAAGUGCUGGAAGAUCUUUUUCUGGCUCGCGCUCGUCUUUUACCCGGCCGUGAGCAAGAAGAUCCUCGACCUCUUCAACUGCCUCGAGAUCGGCGCCGGGUUUCACCUGGUCGCUGACAUGGACUACCUCUGCUACAGCAGCGAGUGGUACCUUCGCGCCGCCGUCGGCGCCCUCGGCUGCGUCGGCUGGAUCCUCGGGGUGCCGCUCACGUGCUUUCUCAUCCUGCUACGCGAGCGCCACAACGGCGUUCGCGCCAAGAUGAAGCAGCUCCGGGACGGCAAGCACGACCUCGCGCGCGCCAAGUGGAUCGACGCCAUGAAGAUCGACUACGAGGCCAACGGUUUGCACUGGGACGAGCGCAACAUGGCCUUUGCCGACGACCUCCUCUCGCGCUAUAUGAUGAAGCGCAACCUCCGGAACCCGAGCGUCGUCGCCGGCGUCGGCUUUAUCUACCACGCCUACAAGGAUGAAUUCUGGUUUUUCGAAAUCGUCGACCUCGUCCGGAAGCUCUUUAUGAACGGUGUCAUCGUCUUCGUCGGGCAGGGCUCGAUCGCCCAAGUCGUUGUCGGGCUCAUCAUCAUCUUCAUCUACAUGUCCAUCUUGCUCGCGGUCCAGCCGUACAAGGAAGGCUCCAACAACGCGGUCGCAGCGAUGGCGCAGAUGCAGCUCUUCGUCACGCUCUUCGCCGGCCUUCUCGUGCGCAUGAACGUCGGCAACGCGCGGAGUCUCAACCUCGACCAAGUCGCCGCCAUCAUCGUCGUCUCCAACUGCACAACGAUCUCGCUCAUCCUCUUCGGCGUCCUCCUCGAGAAGGUCAAGGAGGCCCGCUUGCACCGGCGCAUCUGUCGGCGCAAGUACCACGACGACGUCCGCUUCCACAUCGAGCGCCUCUGGUGGCGCGCCACCUCCUUCGCGCUCGCCGACGCCUACUUGGCCAAAGUACGAACGACCGGCGCACCGCUGCCGUCGUUCCGCGUCGUCCUCGAACUCGCACGGCGGCAAAAAGCCAUCAUCGCCGUCGACAGUGUCACGACCGAAGUCCGCGACGCCGAGCCCGCCACGUAG